AUGGGGAAUUCAGAUAGUAACGCAAGCAUUAAAGCCUUGCAUGCUAACUACAUGGUGGUUCGUAAUAUCAAAGACGAUCCAAGGUAUGGGGAAGGCAGAAUAGUGAAAUAGAAGCAGACAAAACAAGAGGCGUUUUAGAAGGAGAUCAAUUUGACAGAUGAAGAUAAAUUCAAGAAGCUCAAAGUAAUGUUGGAGAAGAAGGAAAGUAACACAUACGAUAACCUCAUAAAUGUUACUAAGCUCUAUUAUCAUGAGGAUAGUUAAUUCUGUGGGCAAUUUUUUAAAAUUUACAUUUUGUUAGAAUUUAUUCCAUUUUGCUUAUAUGAUAUCAUAGAGCAGAGAUUAGCUAAGAAACAAUAGUUCAGAGAAUAAGAGCUGAUGCAAAUACUCAAGGGAUGCAUUGAGGCUUUGUUCAUUUUGCAAUACUAAAAUAUCACACACUAAGCCAUACGGCCAGAUACUAUAUCUUAUUUGGAAUAAUAUCCAUUUGUGAAAUUGACUGAUCCUACUGUGAGUGGAGUGUUGAGUUCAUUUCAAUUAGUGGUGUAAGACGAAUUGAAAUAAAUCAAUUAGAACUAUCUGAGUCCUCAGUUGAUGCAAUCUUUGAACGAUGAAAUGCAACCACAGCACAACCCUUAUAAAAGUGAUGUAUAUUCAUUAGGAAUGACAAUGCUCCACCUCUCAACCCUUAAUAAUUGCGAUGAUUGCUAUGACAUUCCAAGAUCAAAAGUACUCCAUCAACAAGUCCAACGUAGAUUACAAUAAAUAGAGCCCUCUUUUUCAUCCUAAUACAUUCAAAUACUCCGAGAAAUGUUACUCCUCAAUGAAGACUAAAGACCAGAUUUCAUACAAUUAAAAUAGGAAUUGCAAGGAGUUUCUACUAUUCAAUCUCCCUAAUAACCCUAUUAUUAAGAAGAAUACGUAAUACAAUCAAAGAAGGCACCCAUCGUUUAAGUGUAAGCUUAUGAAUAGGCAGUGGAAAGUUUCUCAAUUCAACAGCCAUCACAAACACCUUAAAUGAUUAUGCAUUCAGAAUAGAGUGCUAAGUUUAAUAUCCAACAAUCUACAUAAUCCAUACGGAAUAGUUAGGUCUAGAAAUCUUAGCAAUUAAAACAGUCUCAAUAAGUCAAUCAAUCCAUUUAUGUUGAUCGUAAUGGAGUAUAAGAAUUGAGACCAGACAUCUGCGAUCAUAUCAAAAUAUUGCCCUUGUCUGAACAAGUAUCUGAACCAUCUGAAAUCGAUCAUAAUAUUGGAAACCAAAUUGGAAUGGAUCAAUUUCUAGAUGUUACUCAUGAGCCUGAUCAACAAGAGAACUUGAUGCCAAUCACCUCUUUUGAGACUUCUUAAUAAUAUUAACACUACUAAAAUAUGUAACAAUCCAAAUAAAAUUAACCUGCCUCAUAUGAAUCAUAUAAAAUGGAUUAUAAUAUGCAAGCCAAUCAUUUAUCUAAUAACAAUAAAUAUGAUUAUUUGUAUGAUAGAAAUUUAAGCAAUUAAGAGAAACUUAUGAAUUAUUAGAAUGACCUCAAAAGAACAUUCGAACACCUCUCAGUCUAGGCUGAAAAAGUGAUCGAAGUUUAUGCAAAUGGGUCAAAAUAUGAUGGUGAGAAAUUAAAUGGUAUGAGACAUGGAAAUGGGACAUUCUUCUAUUAAGAUAAUGGAGGAGUUUAUGAGGGCCAAUGGUUUGAAAACAAAAUGCAUGGAAGCGGUAAUAUUGUACAUUCUACAAUAGGAACUCUGUUUUACGCAUCAGGUAAACCUGCAUAUGAAGGAUAGUGGGUCAACGAUAAGUUUUAAGGUAAGGGCACUUUGUACAAUGAGGAACCAUAAAUGCUAUUUAGUGAUUUCGAUUACGGAGAUUUUGAUUAAGUUGGAGAGUAUUGGACCAAAUAUGUUGGGUAAUUCCAUGAGGAUAAUAAAGAGGGAUAAGGAACUUUAUAUUUGUCAAAUGGCGAUAAAUUCGAAGGAAAUUUCCUACAAGACUUAGUUAGUGGUCCAGGGAAGUAUAUUAAAGUGAAUGGAUAAGUGUUUUCAGGGAGAUGGUGGAGAAACAAACUAUAAUCGUGA
Messenger RNA from Paramecium tetraurelia, 2067 nucleotides. RefSeq lists its product as uncharacterized. The record is from RefSeq and is a predicted model, not a curated record. The transcript is spliced from 4 exons. Gene Ontology annotation, biological process: protein phosphorylation. Gene Ontology annotation, cellular component: cytosol. Lineage: Eukaryota; Ciliophora; Oligohymenophorea; Peniculida; Parameciidae. Gene Ontology annotation, molecular function: ATP binding; protein kinase activity.